ACAUGUCUUCGUCCUCAUCAUCAAUAAUCUUCACUCCCAAAACCCUUAUUCUCCUAAUCAAUACUCUUCUUCUUCUUCUUGUCCAGACAUGUCAUGGAGCCGCCAAUGACAACUCUCCUCUGUUCCAUUUCUGUUCCAACACUGGAAACUACACACCCUACACCCCCUACGAAUCAAACCUGAAAAUUCUCAUCAACUCACUCAUCUACAAAACCCCUUCAACGGGUUUUGGCCAAUUCCAGAACCAACAAGCCUACGGCCUCGCCCUCUGCCGCGGCGACGCCUCCGUUGGAGACUGCAAAACUUGUGUCACCGAUGCAGCCAAAGAACUCCGCAGUCUCUGUCCGUACAACAAAGGUGCCGUGAUAUGGUACGAUAACUGCGAGGUGAAGUACUCGGACACAGAUUUCUUUGGACAAGUUGAUAACACUAAUAGGUUCUAUUUGUUGAACGUGCAAAACGUGAGUGAUGCUGCAACAUUCAACUAUGUGGUUAAGGAGUUGUUGAGUUUGCUUGCUUCUAAGGCUUCUGAGGAUCCUAGACUGUAUGCUAGCGGAGACUUGAAGGUUGGAGAGUGUGAGAGAGUUUAUGGGUUGGCUCAGUGCACCAGAGACCUUUCUAGCGUUGACUGCAACAACUGCCUUCAUGACGCAAUUCACCAGCUUCCCAGUUGCUGCGAUGGCAAACAAGGUGGUAGAGUUGUUGGUGGAAGCUGCAACAUCAGAUAUGAGAUCUACCCAUUUCUCACUAAACCUUAGAAUGGUUACAUUGUAAGGAUCAAAUAAUGAAGAGUCAU
Messenger RNA from Arachis stenosperma, 796 nucleotides. Its product is annotated as cysteine-rich repeat secretory protein 38. The transcript has a single exon. The record is from RefSeq and is a predicted model, not a curated record. Lineage: Eukaryota; Viridiplantae; Streptophyta; Magnoliopsida; Fabales; Fabaceae. Bases 3 to 758 code for a protein of 251 amino acids.